GUCUUGGAGAACUCUUGGGUGCAGACAAGUGGAUGAUUAAUGAAGUAGCAUCUGAAAAAUCCAGGGAACCAAAUGUAGGUGGAGCAACUUCCCUGUGACACACGUCGAAGCUGCUGCAGUGGCUGUUCUUCCCCUCCCCUUGGAAAGGCACCAAAAGCCCUUCCUUUUGGAAGGGCUGGUGGACUGUGCCCUUCUUUCCCUUCAGAGGACCAGUGUCCCUGUGACUCUGCUCACUCAUCUGGCCACCGUUGCCCCGAGUUGCCAGGAGCCUGGAGAAGAUGAAGGCAUCCGUGGUUCUCUCCCUCCUUGGCUACCUGGUGGUUCCAAGUGGUGCUUACAUCUUGGGGCGUUGCACAGUGGCUAAGAAACUCCACGAUGGAGGCCUGGAUUAUUUUGAGGGCUAUAGCCUUGAGAACUGGGUGUGCCUAGCCUACUUCGAGAGCAAGUUCAACCCCAUGGCCAUCUACGAGAACACACAAGAUGGCUACAUUGGCUUUGGCCUCUUUCAGAUUCGUGGCAGUGACUGGUGUGGUGACCAUGGCAGGAACCGCUGCCACAUGUCAUGUUCCGCUUUACUGAAUCCUAAUUUAGAGAAGACAAUUAAAUGUGCCAAGACCAUUGUAAAAGGAAAACAAGGGAUGGGAGCAUGGCCCACCUGGUCCCGGAACUGCCAGUACUCCGACACCCUGGCGCGGUGGCUAGAUGGUUGCAAGCUGUAGCCACCUGCAUGGCCCCUGCAGCACUCACCAGUUGCAUCUUGUGAAUGAAGAUACUUUUCUGCUUGCUGCUUCAGUCAGUCGUGUUGAUGAUCUCACCACUUUAAAAGCUCCAGGUGGAAAAGGACAAAAGUUUGCUUCAUCCGGGAAUGCAGGAUGCAGAAUAAACCAAACUAGUUACUCAACUUGG
Cercocebus atys (sooty mangabey) is the source of this 906-nucleotide messenger RNA. RefSeq names its product lysozyme-like 4 (gene LYZL4). The record is from RefSeq and is a predicted model, not a curated record. The transcript is spliced from 5 exons. NCBI's taxonomy places the organism in Eukaryota, Metazoa, Chordata, Mammalia, Primates, Cercopithecidae. The coding region runs from base 279 to 719 and encodes 146 amino acids. Gene Ontology annotation, molecular function: lysozyme activity. Gene Ontology annotation, biological process: fusion of sperm to egg plasma membrane involved in single fertilization. Gene Ontology annotation, cellular component: acrosomal vesicle; sperm flagellum.